Molecule: messenger RNA, 765 nt
Organism: Pochonia chlamydosporia 170
Lineage: Eukaryota; Fungi; Ascomycota; Sordariomycetes; Hypocreales; Clavicipitaceae
Exons: 1
Coding region: 1-765 (254 amino acids)
Source: RefSeq, a predicted model, not a curated record
AUGGCUGGUAAUACCAAGCAGCAACUAACCGUCGACUCUUUCGUCUUCGUCUCAUAUGAUGGAGUCAACCCUCCAAGGGACGCCAAAACACGGCGCCGUAUCAAACAACAGGCGAUGAAGAAGGCGGCGGUUGCGAGAAAGGAGACAGGCUGUUACGGAAAACAAAAUCUACGACAAUUGCCAGUUUUUGUGUCAAACGACGAUCAUUUUGACGCGAAACCACCAGUCUGCAUUCACAAAGAUACAGGGUGGCAGUACGACCAUCUAUCCCCAGGGGAAAUUGUCCCUGCCAACACAUAUACUCGGCAUCAAAUCUCCUUAACUUCAUUACGCCUCGGUGCUUGCGCCCCUAAAAAUUUUGACCUACUGUUCAAGGUAAUGCCCUUGAUGGGCCUUCGCCUUGGUGUUGCCUCAUUACCGGACUUUAUACACGACCAUCCCUGCACAACUGCCCUUUCGUGGAUGAGCAAAUUCGGUGGCCGGAAGUUUUUGUCGUUUAUUCCCAGCCGGUAUGAUCAGGUACCGUCGCUUCGCUACGCUACCGACUGCAUUAUUGCAAAGUUUGAACAGAUCAUGUUGCCUGUCGAGCGGAGAACUGUCCAGGGCAACAUUAACGUCUUGCUUCAAUAUCAAAGAGCAUUGAGAGAACUCCAGAGGGAGUUGAACAGUGAGCUCAGUUGGAUAUCGGCCGAGACGCUAUGUGCUACGCAGCUGCUAGGGGUAUUCGAGGUAUGUUAUGCGCACGACAACAGCUACGUUUUCUAA